AUGGUAUCAUCUUCGAUGAUUAACGGUGAUAUACCACUUGCAAAAAAUGCAUGUGUUAUUAGGCCGAAAGUUAAUGUAAAUCUACAUAUAUCCUUAAAAAAUAGAAAGAAUGCAAAGAACGGUGCCGCAAAUGUUUCUCAUAAUUUACAAAGACAUGUUGAAAAGCGUAUUAACGAAAGAUCGCUGUAUUAUGCUGCUAAGGAAAAAUACUAUAGAAACAAAGGAAAGAAAUAUGAUAAACUUCGUCAAAGUGUUGAAUGUGGGGAAUCCCAUAUAUUGAAAGAAUAUUAUCAUUCACGUAAUCGAGUUAAAAGAUGCUCAAGAAAGCAUAAGAAGCAUAAUUAUGAAAAAUGUUCCGUGUGUAAAAGUCUUGUACAACGAUAUCUUGUAUUAGGGGAAAAUGCCAAUGAAAUUGUUGAAAAAAUUAAUGAAAAGACAAAUGACAGUAUGUGCAAUUCGAUUUGUAACGCAGAUCGAAAUUCCAAAAUGAACGAAUUGAUCAAAGGAGAAGUCGAAGAAAACUAUAGUACAACUAAACGGAUUACACCGGCGGCACCAGUUCGAAAAUUUGAUAUUGCUGAAAAUAUUAAAAAUGAUGAUGUCACUAGAUUGUCAAAAAAUGAGUCAAAUUUGGAUAUUAACAAUGAAAAAGAUUUGAAUUCUUAUAAUUUGUCAAACAUGAAACAUAUUGUACUUUCACAUGAUAAGAAAUUAGGGGACACUUAUAUUAUAUCGAACAAAGAUAUACCUGAUUUAGAAAAUAGAGUAGAACAAAAAGACAAUAGUUAUCAAUUGGUUAAGUGCGAGAAUCAAUCUAAUGACAUAUCAACAAAGGAAUACAUGUACACAAUUUUUGCUGACCUCAAUGUUUCUGAAAUGAUAGAUUUGAUGAAUGGAAAAUCAUCGAAUAUCACACCUGUUAAGGAAGAACAAUCACAACUCAAUAUUGCUUUAGAUGAAAUAGAAAAAAAAAUUAGUAUAAAAAAGUUGGCUGAUCAAUCACUUAAUUCAGAAAAUUGCAUAGUAGAUGAUAAGAAAUCUGUGAAAUUAGAAAAAAAAAGAAAGUUGAAGAAAAAAGCUUCAAAUUUGGUUAAGCUUUCUGAAGAAGGUGAUGUUGAUAAUGAAUCAAAUUGCUCAAGUAAAAGUUCUGGUAGUUCAUCACGUUGUUUUAAAAGAGGAAAAACUAUAUUAAAAAAGAAAUCGUCGUCGAGUUGUUAUAAUAGUGAUAAGUUUACUCAGGUUGAAAAAAAAGAACUGAAGGAAAAGAAAUCCUAUAAAAAUAAGCAUGCCUCAAAUGAAUUAAUUGGUUCAAAAAAUCACCAGUUUACCAAAAAGACAUUUGUUUCUAGAAAUCUUCAAAUUGCUAAAGAAAUUUAUAAUAAAGAUGAAACUUUAAAAAACAAUAAGGCUAUGAAAAAUAAUAUUAAUAGUAAUUCUGAAACAAUAACAUCAUAUGAGAAGGUUGAGAAUGGAAAAGAUGUAUGUGACUCAUUUAAGUUAUCUAAUCAAUCAACAGCAUUAGGAAGUAGUACGGUAUUAGGAAAAUAUAUCCCUUUGGAAAUAUAUCAAAAAGAAAAAUAUUGUUGCAAACAGUUAGAGAGAGAAGUUGCUAGAGAGGAUGAAAUUGUUAUUGAGGAUGAAAUUAUUAGUGAAAAUGUAAUUGUUAUUGAGGAUGAUAUUAUUAGUGAGAAUGUAAUUGUUAUUGAGGAUGAUAUUAUUAGUGAGAAUGAAGUUACUAACGAAGAUGAAAUUACUAGUGAAAAUGAAAUUGUUAGUGAGAAUGAAGUUGCUAGUGAAAAUGAAAUUGUUAGUGAAAAUGAAAUUGUUAGUGAGAAUGAAGUUGCUAGUGAAAAUGAAGUUGCUAGUGAAAAUGAAGUUGCUAGCGAAAAUGAAAUUGUUAGUGAAAAUGAAGUUGCUAGUGAAAAUGAAAUUGUUAAUGAGAAUGAAAAUGUUAGCGAAGAUGAAAUUGUUAGUGAGAAUGAAAUUGUUAGUGAAAAUGAAGUUGCUAGUGAAAAUGAAAUUGUUAAUGAGAAUGAAAUUACUAGUGAAAAUGAUUGCAGUGAUAAAUCUGACUUAGGACACCAUUAUAACGAUGAGAAAUUAUUUUAUGAAAGCUAUAAAUUAAAAGAUAGUGAUGCAAAGAAAAUCGAUGAUGAACAACCAGAGGGAGAAACACCUAUAAAAAUGGGUAAGAGCGACAAAAUUAAAGAAACCAAUCAUUCUAAUACAAAGAAAGCUCAUGUCAAUAAUUUAACACAAGAAGAACACCGUAGAUUACUUGAAUAUUAUGACGGAAAAUUGCCAUCAACAUUUUAUAACGAGGAAAAUUUUGAAAACCCAUUUAAAGCAAACGACGAAGGUUCAGAAGAACCAGAUUACUCAAAUUUAUUUUUGGGCUCUUUUGACAUUAAUAAGAAAGAUGAAACUGAAGAAAAUUCAGCUAUAGAGUCAAACAAUAACAAAUUUACUAGUUCCUUUUUUCCAUCAAGUUUUUUUAAUUCAGAUGAACCUAUUAUUGCUAAUGAAAUAUUUGGAUUACCCAAUACUGAGAAUAAUGAUGUAGAUACACCUGUAAAAUUUAAGAAUUCAUUUGAAACUACAAAAGAUAAUUUAAAUACAAAGAAAGAUAAUAAUAAUGCAGUAGAAAAAAAAGAUAGACAAAUUAUUAAAGAAGAAAAAAAUAAUUCACGUAAAAGAAGUAAAAAUAUUCGAUUUGAAUCAUCACCACAAAGUAAUAAGAAAUUUAAAUACUCCAAUAAUUAUAUGAACAUUAAUAAUGUAGUAGAAAAAAACGAUGAUCAAGAUACUCAAUAUGAAGAAGAAAAAAGACAAAAUUUACUUAAAAACACACGUGCUAAAUCAUAUAGUUCAAUAAUUAAAAAAAACUGCAAGCUUAUGUCUUAUGGACAAAAUAAGGAUUACGAUAGUAUGCCAAAAACAAGUAUUAAAAAAAAGGUUAGAUUUCAAAAAGAAGUGACAAUAAUACCUAACUUACCCCUCAAAAAAAAUAAUAUCGAUUUUCCUAAUUUAAUUAAUGAAAACAAUAAUAUGCUUAUUUCUUAUGAACAAAAUAGAAAUAUUAAUAAUGUAAUAGAAAGACAGGGUAAUCAAAAUGUUUCAAUUAAAAAAGAAAUAAAAAUUAAUCCAUCGAAAUUGGAUAAUGUGAAUAAUAAUAUUAUGAAUUUAAAUAUUGUAACUAAGAAUAAUGCCAAAAAUAAAUAUAUGAAUUCGGUUAAUGAUACGUGCCAAAAUAGAGAAAUAUGUACUCCUAUCCAUAUGACCCAUAAAAAUAAUAACGAAAUAUUCAAAAGUAGAGAAACAGAAAGCCUUAGUAAAUCGUUACAAAAAAGAGACAUGUAUAUAAAGCAAGGGUUGUAUAAAGAUAUCGGAAUGGAUCUUAUUAAUGUAGUACAUAAACUUAGAGAAGAAAAAGCCAUUAGUGAACAACAUGAAGAGAAAAAAAUUGAACCCACUAAUGAAUUAUCCAAAAAUACAGGGAUUGAUUCGAAUGAUGAAGCUUCAAUGACAACAGAAUUUAAAACUGUUGAUGAAAUACUUGCAGAGAACGAACGUCGAAUUCUUAAUUAUUAUGCAAUGUUAGACAAAGCUGAAGCCAUUAAGAAAGAACAAGAAAUUAAAAAUAGUGCUGAUAAAAUUUUAAUAAAGAAAGAAAAAGAAAUCAACAAUAGCACUAAUGAAAUUUUAAUAAAGAAAGAAAAAGAAAUUAAAAAUAGUAUUGAUAAAAAUUUAAUAAAGAAAGAAAAAGAAAUUAAAAAUAGUAUUGAUAAAAAUUUAAUAAAGAAAGAAAAAGAAGAACCUAUUGUAGUUAAUAAUAAUAAUUUAAGCCCUUUAAAUUCAAGAAAACGAGCACUUAGUGAGAAACCUACGCCACCAAAAAAAUAUACAAAGAAAAUACUGAAAAGAAAUGUAAAUAAGAGUGCCUCAUGUUCACCAUCUCAAAGCCGCCAUUCUUUAUCUGAUAAUAAAAAUAUAUAUGCCAAAAAUGACAUGAAAGACAUAAAAACGCUAGAAAAAUCCAACAAUGUAAACGACCAUAACGAAAAUAGUCAUUAUAGCGAAGGUGGUGCUACAGAUUCGUCUGCCGCAGCACAGUCGUCAGUAGAUAAAAUGUAUGAAAGAUACCUUAAAUAUGCUGGUACCAAACGAGAUUGGGAAAAUAGAUUUGUAGAGGGUAAAUCAAAUCCAUUUAGUAAUGGCCAACCGUACCAUAACGAUAUAUUAGAAAAGCAUACUUCCUGUUUAAUAUCGGAACGAACACAAAGACAUUUAGAAAAACGAUCGUAUGAAUUUCAAAAACAAAAAGAAAGAGAAAGAAUGAAUCGAAAUUCGACAAGAAGACCCGUAGUAGAAGCUCCUAAAGUUAAAGAGUAUAAUUGUAAAGUACUUACAGAAUAUUGGGAUUGGGAUAAUGAACAAACUAAAGAAUUUUGGAGUUGGGAUAAGAAAGAUAAUUUAAAUUUUUGGAACAUGGAUUAUGACAAUGCUAAAAAAUUUUGGAUGUGGGAAAAAGAAAAACAAGAAACAUGUGAAAAUAUAUCAAAUAACACAAUGAAUUUAGAAAAUGAAGAUAUAUUAAAUAUUAUAAAAGAAAUUAUAGAAUCUCGAAAUAUCAACAUCCCAACUACAAAUACCCAAAAUCUCGAAAAAAAUAUAGACAUAUCAACAAGUACCCCAAUUCUAGAAAAAAAUUAUAUGCCACAAAAAAAUAUUCCCAAAACACCAAAAAAUACUCCAACACCACCAAAAAAUAUUCAAACAACACCAAAAAAUAUUCCAAAAACACCAAAAAAUACUCCAACACCACCAAAAAAUACUCCAACAUCAAAAAAAAAUACUCCAACACCAACAAAAAAUACUUCAACACCAACAAAAAAAUAUUCAAACAAUAUCAGAAAAUAA
Molecule: messenger RNA, 4920 nt
Organism: Plasmodium yoelii
Lineage: Eukaryota; Apicomplexa; Aconoidasida; Haemosporida; Plasmodiidae
Product: conserved rodent malaria protein, unknown function
Exons: 1
Coding region: 1-4920 (1639 amino acids)
Source: RefSeq, a predicted model, not a curated record